CUGUUUAUAUUCGGUUUGUGAACAGCCCCAUGCAUGUUCAGAUGACAGGUGCAAUAUAGGAUUGUAAACAACUUACACGAAAACAUGGAGGAGGGCUUAGAACUGUUGGAACCUACGGAGUUGUACAAUAUGCUUCAGCAGGCAACGAUAUUUUCAAACUUGACUGAUCCUAAUUACCUACUUUUAAUGGAUGCAAGAAAUAAGAAUGAAUACAAUGAGAGUCAUGUUGUUACUGCUAAAAAGGUUCCAAAGAAUGAAGAGGGCUAUUUUGUGGUACCCUAUGAUGCAGAAUUAGAAUGCAAACAGAACAUUGUGGUAUAUGACAGCAAUACAUCAACACUUAGAGAACCAGAAGCUCCUGCUUUAGACUGUGGAAGAAUGCUAUGGGAUAUGGGUAGUAGAAACAAAGUAAAAAUUCUCAAAGGUGGAUAUGAAGAAUUCUCUGCACUUUAUCCAUUUUUAAGAACACAAAAAAUCAUAUUCAUGCCAAAGGAAAUGGAUGACAACCUGAAGCCCUACCCUACAGAAAUCAUGCCUGGGUUUUUAUACCUUGGGAACUGGAGACAAGGAAAUGCUGCAUACAUCCAGAAGGAUUUGAAAGUAAAAGGACAUGUCAACUGUUGUGUAGAGUCAGAAACCUUUUUUUCAGACCCUGGUCCACAUUUACUCCACAUUCAGGUGGAAGAUGACAAUGAGGCAGACCUCUAUAGCAAAUUCCAAACUGCUUGUACAUUUAUUGACACACAUAAAGAUAACAACCAUGUGGUGCUUGUGUUUUCCAAUCUUGGAAUCAGUCGGAGUGCCACUAUUGUCCUGGCCUAUCUCAUCCACAAGUUCAAGUGGAGUCUACAGGAAGCAUAUAAUCACCUACUGAAAUGCUGCUGCACAAUAAGACCUAACCGAGGCUUCAUCCAACAGCUGUCAAAAUGGGAAGAGGCCACCUUAGGGGCAAAGAAGACAGAUAUUGAAGAUCCCAACUUUUAAAGCCAGAAAACAUUCAACUGUUUUGUACUUUAAAAAGUGAAUCAUUUAUCAUGUUAUUAUGAUGUUCAAGAAAGAUGCUAAAUUCAUGAUCACUUUUGAUCUUUUCAUUUUGAAAGUGAAACUAUUUUGACAUAAUAAACCACUGUUUUUGGUAUUAAAAGCCUGAUCUAUGAUAGAUUCAUUUUUUUAAGGAUUUGUUUAUGGUUUUAAAAAAGAAUUUGGUUACUAUAUAAAAACAUGUAUUACAGAAUAUGUGUAUCUGGAUUGUCAAUGCAUGGAUUUAAUCAAAUUACUGAUAGAAAUUUGAUAAAUUGUAUGUACAAUUUAAACAA
Magallana angulata is the source of this 1316-nucleotide messenger RNA. Its product is annotated as serine/threonine/tyrosine-interacting-like protein 1. Lineage: Eukaryota; Metazoa; Mollusca; Bivalvia; Ostreida; Ostreidae. The coding region runs from base 85 to 984 and encodes 299 amino acids. Gene Ontology annotation, cellular component: mitochondrion. The record is from RefSeq and is a predicted model, not a curated record. Gene Ontology annotation, biological process: protein dephosphorylation; positive regulation of intrinsic apoptotic signaling pathway; negative regulation of cytoplasmic stress granule assembly. Gene Ontology annotation, molecular function: protein tyrosine/serine/threonine phosphatase activity; protein phosphatase binding; pseudophosphatase activity. The transcript has 9 exons.